ACCUUAACCCGAAUGUGCCCUUUUGUGUGUCAAAGCCUACCAAGGAUAUAUUUUGGUGUGCGGUUCGAGGAACAAGCUUUGGCGUCCUUUAGAGAAGGCACCAAGUGUAAAAGCUUGCCUUGGAUGGUACAACACUAUACCUCCGCACCAUAAUGUUUGUUCUACACAUUUGCUUUUGGACGAUAGCAGUAGCUGUCAGCGACCAGAAACAACCAAGUGGUGACAGCGUCACAGUUUAUCCCGUCGUGUAUGAAUAUCGAGAAGACAUCCAAAGGAAAGUCGUUGUUUUUAAUAAGGAACAUUCACUGGAAUUGGAAAGAGCAUCCGUCCUGGCGCCAAGAGUUCUGCUUCGUGACUACACCGAAGAUGGUGUCCAUGACAGAUACGUAAACGGAGCCUACUACGAACGCCAUCUAUACGGAAACGCUGAACACAAAGCCUCUCUGAUAGUGAAGCCACAAGGAAGAGGACGUUACCUUGUCGCGGGCCUCGUUAAUUCAACGCAUCAUAUUGAACCUAUACCAAAUCAAAUGUAUGGUGAAAGAGGAACCCCACACGUAAUAUCUCGAAUUCCAACUAUGAAAGGAGAAGCCCAUCACAAGAUGAUAAAUGCAAGAAUGCAGUCUCCUCCACUUGCCGUUGAGGUUUAUCUCAUCAGCGAUUACAGACAUACACGGAUGCUUCAGAAGCUGUCGUUAAAAGCUUUAGAGUACAUGGUGACGUACAUGUAUAAGGUGAGCUUGCAGCUGCAGCAGUUAAAACCCCCUAUCCGAGUCGUUCUAGUAGCAUAUCACAGAACAAGGAAGAAAAAGGCUCCUUAUGUAAGCUUCACGUCUACUGGAGAUCUACACGCAGAUAAUACCGUCACAAAACUCAGGCAGUACGCCGGGAAAAGUCCUUCAGUUCAACAAUCUGACUUGGUCGUUCUAAUUACGGGGUAA
Rhipicephalus sanguineus (brown dog tick) is the source of this 941-nucleotide messenger RNA. RefSeq lists its product as uncharacterized. The coding region runs from base 153 to 941 and encodes 262 amino acids. The record is from RefSeq and is a predicted model, not a curated record. Lineage: Eukaryota; Metazoa; Arthropoda; Arachnida; Ixodida; Ixodidae. The transcript has 7 exons. Gene Ontology annotation, molecular function: metallopeptidase activity.